This is a messenger RNA of Saccostrea echinata, 708 nucleotides long. RefSeq lists its product as uncharacterized. The transcript is spliced from 2 exons. The record is from RefSeq and is a predicted model, not a curated record. The coding region runs from base 1 to 708 and encodes 235 amino acids. NCBI's taxonomy places the organism in Eukaryota, Metazoa, Mollusca, Bivalvia, Ostreida, Ostreidae.
AUGCCACGCACUAAGCGAGCUACGAAAGGCAGGCCACGUCAGCGGUUUGACCCAUCUCAAACAACAGCAAUGGAGAAUCGGGGUCGUGCAAGGAGGCGGAUGGAUCGAACUCAAGUAACCCCAUCCCCGAACAUUCAACCCCAUCCAGAAGCUACGCCAGGUCUAUGUCAUCAUCCCAUGCAGGUUCAGCAGACCCAACAUGACACCCAACCACUGCCGGCUGCCACGACACAACAGCAAGUCAGCCAGCAGACAUUAAUGCAGCAUUUCAACCAACAAGUCCAACCUGCUCUAAUACCUGCACAGCCACUGCAGAAUGUUCUCCAGCAAACCCAACCACAGCAGACUUUCAUGACACAACAGCAAGGUACGCCAGGACCAUCUCAUCAGCCCAUGCAGCCUCAGCAGACUCAACAACAGACCCAACUGCUGCAGACUCCCACGACACAGCAAGUCAGCCAGGUGCAAGAACAGCCCCAGGCCCAAACAAGCCAGAAUCAGGAAGCUGUGCCAGUGCACUGUGUCCAUAAUUUGGUGGAGGAUAGGGAGUCCUGUCUUAAAUUAAUGCAAACAUUUCAAGGAGUUUGUAAUGAACUGGGGGUCCCCUUGGCUGAUGACAAAACGGUUUAUCCCACUCACUGUCUUGUAUUUUUAGGUUUAGAAAUUGACACAGUGCAAAUGUUAAUCAGAAUACCCCAUGAAAAAUGA